Molecule: messenger RNA, 924 nt
Organism: Babesia bigemina
Lineage: Eukaryota; Apicomplexa; Aconoidasida; Piroplasmida; Babesiidae
Exons: 3
Coding region: 1-924 (307 amino acids)
Biological process (GO): transcription initiation at RNA polymerase III promoter
Cellular component (GO): transcription factor TFIIIC complex
Source: RefSeq, a predicted model, not a curated record
AUGGGCAAAGUAAGCAGCAUCUUCACCUUCAACCAACCGGCGGACUUUUUACAUAUCGCGAAUUUACCCGUAGUGACAGAUGAGGAAGGUGCUUCCAACGUGCUGAAUCAAGGCUAUGAAUUGCUGCCACCAUUCUUCACAAAAACCGCAUAUAUCGCUAACAUAUUUAAAGACACACUAAAAAAUUCAUCCUCCAGCAAGAAGGGUCUCAAGGAGCGGACAUCACACAUGCUGAACCCCGUGGCUCAUUUCGACGAUGCCGAAAUACCGACAAAACCACUGGAAUCGACACUGCAUGCAUCCCUUGACCGAGACCUCAUCAUGGAACUCAAAAAACUCUUCACCAAGAGAAAAGUGUGGCUCAGAACUGCGAUGGAUGAGUACCUUGCAACGAGAUUUUCUAGCUGGAAAAAGAAAAAUGCUUUUGCGCGCAUAUGUUAUAUUUUUGCAGGUUUGAGCACACUUACGACGCCAAAUCAUGCAACCCAGAUUAUCGAUUUCAGAGACCCAUACUAUAGAACUAUAAGUUGGAAGACUGAGAAGCAGACCACCGGCCGUGAGGGAAGCGGUGCGCAAUCAAUGCCUAUGCCCCUCGACGAAAUAUACGCCGAAGCGGUAAAGAGCAUGCCCAAUUUUAACCCGGAGGUCCAUUUCCUAGCCCCGCCAUCAAGGCCAUCACAGCUCUACCAGUUAUGCGACAUAUUCGACGCCGGUAUACAGAAGCUCAUUAAUAACACAUCGAUAGAAAUGGAAGUAAAUACCACUGACACAUGCUCAAAGGCAACUGGUGAGUGCUGGCCAUCUCCAAUCAUGAAGAAUGCAGGCUGGUACACGCAGGCGGUGAUGUCUAAAAUAAGGGACAUGAUGAACGUAAAGAGCCUUAGAAUGAGGCAAAUGCAGACUGCCUCCAGUUUAGUGCAGUAG